UCGUAGCGGUCUGACUGCUACGGGUUUCGUAGCCUGUAAAUUGCAUCGUAAUUCCUUGUCUUAGUAAAAUGUGCUGUAAUUAUCUAGUUUAUGUCGCAUAUUCGUAAUUUUAAGUUUGGUACAUGUAGUUUUGAAGAACUGUAUUGGUGUAAGCUUAUUAUUUUAUGGUAAUAAUAAAGUGUCUGGAUUGAUUGCUGCAACAGAUAAGCAAUGUUGCCAGCACGCACCAUCCUGUUGGCAAUCAACAAAGUUUGGACUCGUUAGGCGGAGUGUCCAAGUGAGAUAACAAGAUGGGUUGUGUCCGCGUCUGUACCUUCCUGAGUUUGGCCCUCAUACUGGUUGCGGUGGAUGGGUCCAACUGUCCGUUGGACGGAGAUUGCGUUUGCGGUGGCACUCAUGCGGUCGAGUUACAAUGCAAUGUUCAAGGACAAAAAGUGAAAAUAAGCUAUAUGCCGAACACAUAUUUAUUUAUACGAUGCGAAAAUUCAUCCAGCAUUGAAUACGACAAAUUUCCAAAACUACGCGCCAAUGGAAUAAACACAUUUCAAUCAGUCACGUUCAAAGACUGUCCGCUGCCGGUGUCAUCGUUCAGAAACGUAUUCACCAAUGUCGGAGUAUCAAAGACGCUCUCUUUAAUAUUUCAAAAUGCGAAGAACUUAUCUAGCGAACUGGACCGCAAGCAUUUCGCAGGGUUGCAGGAUCUCACCAAAUUACUGCUAUCCGUUAAUGGAGUUACCAACUUACCCGAUAACUUGUUCACGGACAUGCACAACCUGACGUGGCUGAAUAUCCGCUCUAAUGGCGUCAAUCUCACCGAGCAGUUGUUCAAGCCUCUAGAAAAGCUGGAAACUUUGGAGAUCAGUCACAAUCACAUGACAAACAUAUCUGCCAACUUGUUCUCCCAUCUCUCCUUCUUGAGGAAACUAUCUUUGUGGCAAAGCAACGUGACGAGGUUCUCCGAAGACUUAUUUACGGGAGUGGAUGUGCUCGAGGAGUUAGACUUGAGCUCGAACGGACUCAACGAACUACCACCUUCAAUAUUUAAUCCGCUUACCAAGUUGAAGAAACUCACCCUGUUUUCUAAUAAGUUCUCGGCGCUGCCGCCAAACUUGUUCGGGAACAACGAAAGGCUCGACACAGUCAUUAUUUUUAAUAACGACGUGAAGUUACAGCGACUGCCCCGCGGGCUCUUCAGUAAAUUACCGAAUCUGAAAGAAGUUUACGUGCAGAGAUGCGAGCUGGAAUCCAUCCCGCACGACGUUUUCGCCGACUCGGCCGGAAUAACGAACAUAUCUCUGGCGUACAAUGAAAUAGAGAUCUUACCAGAAGCUAUUUUCAACGAUCAAAUCAAUUUACUGGAGCUAGAUUUGAGCCACAAUAAGAUCCGGGAGCUCGAGCCGAAGCUGUUUUCAUCUCUGGUGAAACUAGAGUCGCUGAAAUUGUGCCACAAUUUCCUGCAAGAAAUAUCGGGGUCGACGUUUUCUUCGUUGCUGAGCCUAAUUUACUUGGACGUGGAGGAAAAUCGUCUGAAAACGAUAACAUCGUAUUUGUUCACCAACAAUAAGCAGAGGAUGUCAAUCAAUAUGGCGCAUAACAGUUUGAGUUUUGAUGGCGGCGAGGCGGGCAAUGACUCGUGGGUGGGCAGGGGUGUGUCGCCGUUCGCUCGCACUUACAACUUGAGGAUGCUCAAUCUGAGUUACAACGAAUUCCGAAUUACAUUCGACGACUGGUGGCUUAACGGUCACGAGAACCUCGAUAUCAGCCAUAAUCAUAUUUCACAUCUCUGGGUGUCAAAUCAUUCGUUGUUCGAUAGAUUAAAUCAAUCCUACAGAUCAAAUCAUUCGUUGCUCUAUAGAUUGAAGGUCAAAAGCAAAGAAAAAGAUCACCGUCGAAGAUGUUUGAAACAACUGUGGAUGGAUAAUAAUCCCUUAGUUUGCAACUGUCGAGCAUCAAUAUUCUUAAAUGAGCUAAGAGAAAUGGACACGAAGGGCGCGGAUUCUAAUCAAUUAAACUGUAAGUUCAUGCAGACAUUCUACUGCGAUGGCCACGAACUGACUUACCUCCUGGUAUUGCCUAUGUUAAUAGCACUCACUCUUCUUGGAAUAAUCUACCUCGAGCUAAAAGAGAGAUGGCAAGCAAAACUAGACUUUUCUGGGAAAUACCGACAAAUAGAAUUGACAGUUGCCUAUUCGGAAAAAGACGAGGCAUUCGUUUUAAAGGAGCUACUGCCUGGACUUCGCGAACGAAUCAAUGUCAAUUGUAACUUAAGACCUCUAAAACCCACACGGCGGAAUAAAACUAUGGUAGAACACAUCAAAAAUUAUAUUAAAAAAGAAACAGUUACAGUCGUAGUGUUCUCACCGAAUUACCUCACUGAAUGCUACUGCGACAUCGAAAUAAGAAAGAUUAGAAGGAUUAUGAGAAAACAAAGGAACAAUAUUGAUGUUUUCCUGGAUGUCAUAGAUGACAACUCACUCUACGAAUAUCUGAAGAGCGUUGCGAACCCGAUGUCAUCGGCAUUUUGGUCAGACUCGAAUUUCUGGGACCAUCUCCUACCACUGAUUGAAGAAAAACAAAGCCUAAUGAAGUAUGCCGGCGUGUUUCCACCGAGAAAAACUCAAAAAUCCAAAAGCAAACGAUCCAGAAUAAUGAAAUAUACGAGUCGCCCGGCACCGGUUGCGGUUACACAUAGUCAAGUUUAGAAUAUGAAAUGAAAUCUUUCUUUGGUUACACGAGGAAAAGACUGACUUACCAACUUAGAACGAUAAUAUAAACGAUAUACGAAAAGAUGGUGUGUCACACACAAAAACAUAGCAAAAAACUGUCCACAUUUUGAUUACUUUCAAGCCUAUUUAAGUUCAAACAAGUAAUAACUUCAAAAUAAGAGCUCAGUGGUAGAAUUUGGGGUGUUGUUUGUCGAGACGUUUCUUUAGCACUGACACUCCAUCUAGUUCGUUUUAAAAUAUCGUUGUUUACCAAUCAAAAUUGUAACAGCUACAGUGCCACAAACUUAUCUGUUCUGGUGAGAGUUCAAGUAAAUUUUUAAUAUUUCUUCAUUCUCUAGGAUGUUAAGUUUUCCCGUAAUGGUAAUUUACUCUUGCGGUUUAAAUAAGUAAAUCCAUUUAAUCUAUAUCAAUAUAAAGUUUAUUGGUGAGUAACGAGAUAUGGGCCAAUUUAAUUCGUUCCCACCGGAACAGAUAAGUUUGUCGCACUAUACGUAUUAGUAACGUGUGUAUUGUUUGCUUGUAUCGGGACGUCAUUCUACAAAACUGAACUACAUGGCAAUUAUUUCAUUGAUAUAACAGAUAGAUGUAUUUAUAAAUAAAAAUAACCUCUAAUUAUUUUAUGAACAAACAUAACGUAAUUAUAUGUUAAUGAUUUCAUAGUAUAGUGAAGGUUAUCUCGUUUGCUUUUGGUCAAGAAUAAAUUAACUCUAUGGAUUCAAAACUCCAGUAGGAAUAUAAUUAUUUCUAUCACUUUUUGUUUCCUUUUACCAAGCUAUAAUUACUUUCUUAAGUUAUUUCUUAUACUAUUCUUCAUUCCAUGGCUGAUGUCCCAUUAAUUUAUUGUAGGAAAGAUACAUUUUAAGCAAUGAAAAAAAUGUACAGCACAUUUUUUGUAAUUAAAAUAUAUAAGAAAAUCCAUUUUAUUUAUAAACGGUAACUAUUUAAACCUUUUGUAUCGAAAUUGUUAAAUUGUACAUAGGUAGUUA
Plutella xylostella (diamondback moth) is the source of this 3712-nucleotide messenger RNA. RefSeq lists its product as uncharacterized. Gene Ontology annotation, biological process: signal transduction. Gene Ontology annotation, cellular component: extracellular matrix. Gene Ontology annotation, molecular function: protein binding. Lineage: Eukaryota; Metazoa; Arthropoda; Insecta; Lepidoptera; Plutellidae. The record is from RefSeq and is a predicted model, not a curated record.